This is a messenger RNA of Leptosomus discolor (cuckoo roller), 3006 nucleotides long. The record is from RefSeq and is a predicted model, not a curated record. NCBI's taxonomy places the organism in Eukaryota, Metazoa, Chordata, Aves, Leptosomiformes, Leptosomidae.
GCUCUCUUCCCUCCUGCUUCCUCACUGUGGUGGCUGGGCUAUUUCUCCCAUGACUCUCUGCGUCUAGACCUGGCUGUCCCGUGCCUUUGCCAAUCAAACCUGAACUUCCUCCUCUAACAGUGCGGAGGGGCUGCUGCCCUUCUGGGUCACUUUUCUUCCCCUCACCUUGACACCAAGCCACCUCCGCUUGUGCCUACCUGUGCCCCCUGCCCUGCCCGUCCUGGGCACCCAUCACCCAUGGACGACUCAGAAGUGGAGUCGACCGCCAGCAUCCUUGCCUCUGUCAAGGAGCAGGAGGCACAGUUCGAGAAGCUGACCCGGGCGCUCGAGGAGGAACGGCGCCAUGUCUCAGCCCAACUGGAAAGAGUCCGGGUCUCCCCACAGGACACCGGCCCGGGCUUGGCCAACGGCACGCUCACCCGGCGGCAUCAGAACGGCCGUUUCUUGGGCGAUGCUGACCUGGAAAGGCAGAAAUACCCAGAUCUGAAGCUCAACGGGCCUCAGGACCACAGCCACCUUUUGUACAGCACAAUCCCCAGGAUGCAGGACCCGGGCCAGAUCGUGGAGGAGACAUACACCAUGGAGGAGGACCCGGAAGGGGCCAUGUCGGUUGUGUCUGUGGAGACAUCAGACGAUGGGACGACUCGGCGUACAGAGACCACGGUGAAGAAAGUGGUGAAGACAGUGACCACCCGGACGGUGCAGCAGGUGCCAGUGGGGCCUGAUGGGUUACCUUUGGAAACCUCCCCCGUCACCAGCAACUAUGUCCAGACCAUGGACAGGAACUUCCGCAAGAACGGCAACGGGGGCCCUGGCUAUGGCAGCCUGUCUCGUGUCACCCGCAUUGAUGAGCGCUACCGCCCCUCCAUGGACACCUACCGGGCCCCCAGCCGUCAGGACAUCUAUGGCCCUCAGCCUCAAGUACGUGUUGGGGGCAGCAACAUGGACCUCAACCAUUUCCACCCUGAGCCAUACGGCCUGGAGGAUGACCAGCGCAGCGUGGGAUUUGAAGAUGUGGACUACGGGCUUAUGUCUGACUACGGCACGGCCAGGCGGGCAGGGACCCCGUCUGAUCCUCGGCGGCGGCUCAGGAGUUAUGAAGAUAUGCUGGUGGAUGAAGUGGCCCCUGACCGGUACUACUGGGCCCCUCUGGCUCAGCAUGAGCGGGGUAGCUUGGCUAGUCUGGACAGCCUGCGGAAGGGAGGUCCGGCCCCAGGUAACUGGCGCCAGCCAGAGCUGCCGGAGGUAAUAGCCAUGCUGAGCUUCCGGCUCGACGCCGUCAAGUCCAAUGCGGCCGCCUACCUGCAGCACCUCUGCUAUCGUAACGACAAGGUGAAGACGGAGGUGCGCAAGCUCAAGGGCCUUCCUGUGCUGGUGGGAUUGCUAGACCAUCCCAAGAAAGAGGUGCACUAUGGUGCCUGUGGAGCCCUCAAGAACAUCUCCUUUGGCAAGGACCAAGACAAUAAGAUUGCCAUCAAGAACUGCGAUGGGGUACCUGCUCUGGUGCGCCUGUUGCGGAAGGCCCAUGACAUGGACCUCACAGAGGUCAUCACAGGAACACUGUGGAACCUGUCCUCGCACGACUCCAUCAAGAUGGCCAUUGUGGAUCAUGCACUACACGCUCUGACCGAUGAGGUGGUUAUUCCCCGUUCAGGCUGGGAGCGGGAACCCAAUGAGGACUCGAAACCCCGCCAUAUCGAGUGGGAGUCGGUGCUCACCAAUACUGCUGGCUGCCUUAGGAAUGUGAGCUCUGAGCGGAGCGAGGCCCGUCGGAAGCUGCGGGAAUGUGACGGGCUGGUGGAUGCCCUGAUCUACAUUGUCCAGUCUGAGAUUGGCCAGAAGGACUCAGACAGCAAGCUGGUGGAGAACUGUGUGUGCCUGCUGAGAAACUUGUCCUACCAAGUUCACCGAGAGAUUCCCCAUGCCGAGCGCUACCAGGAGACACCUCUGGCCCCUGCCACCAAUGCUGGACCCCACGCUGCGAGCUGCUUUGGUGCCAAGAAGGGCAAAGACGAAUGGUUCUCCAGAGGUAAAAAGCUCCCAGAAGACCCUGGUGCUGAAACAGUGGAUUUUCCCAGAAGAACAACUCCAGCCAAAGGCUACGAGCUCCUCUUCCAGCCAGAAGUGGUCCGGAUAUACAUCUCCCUCCUAAAGGAGAGCAAGACUCCAGCCAUCCUGGAGGCUUCGGCAGGCGCCAUUCAGAACCUGUGUGCUGGCAGCUGGACGUACGGCCGGUGCAUCCGCUCGGCGCUGCGCCAGGAGAAGGGGCUCUCUGCCAUCGCUGACCUCCUGAGCCACGACAGCGAGCGAGUGGUGAAAGCGGCAUCCGGAGCCCUGCGCAACCUGGCUGUCGACUUACGCAACAAAGAGCUGAUAGGCAAACAUGCCAUCCCCAACCUAGUGAAGAACCUGCCUGGAGGCCAGCAGACCCCAGCCAAAAACCUCUCCGAGGACACAGUGGUCUCAGUUCUUAACACCAUCAAUGAAGUAAUUGUAGACAACCUUGAAGCUGCCAAGAAGCUGCGGGAAACGCAGGGGAUUGAGAAGUUGGUGCUGAUCAACAAAUCUGGGAACCGCUCAGAGAGAGAAGUCCGAGCAGCUGCCCUUGUCUUGCAAACAGUCUGGGGAUAUAAAGAGCUGCGGAAGCCCCUUGAGAAGGAAGGCUGGAAGAAGUCAGACUUCCAGGUGAACCUGAGCAACGCCUCUCGGAGCCAGGGAGGCAACUCGUUUGAUGACAGCACCUUGCCUCUCAUCGACAGGAACCAAAAAACAGACAAGAAAUCCUCCCGGGAGGAGAUCCCAAUGAGCAACAUGGGACCAGACAACUAUUCCACACUCAAUGAGAGGGACCACAGCAGGACACUGGACCGAUCUGGUGACCCUGGAGAUGUGGAGCCAGUGAAGGCAGCACCGUUGAUGCAGGAGGAGGGGCAGGAAUCGCAGCCUGAGUUAGAGGACAUGGAGGAUGCUGCUGCCAUGUUUUCCCCUGUGUCGCAGAAGAUCUAG